Molecule: messenger RNA, 261 nt
Organism: Parnassius apollo (apollo)
Lineage: Eukaryota; Metazoa; Arthropoda; Insecta; Lepidoptera; Papilionidae
Source: the annotation of a GenBank genome assembly
AUGCAUAAGGUAGACCUCUUUACAGCUGGUGGCGUGACUGCUUAUAACGGUGCGUAUAGGCGGCAAUCGUUUAGCGCAGGAGGCGCUAAAGCAUCUGCUAUUCCGAUGCACAACUCACCGAGUAAAAGCAGGAUGAAUGACGACAAAACAAUUGUAGUGAAUAAGUCUACUAUCAAAAAUACCACUAUGGCCGAAAUAUUAAGAAAUGGUGAAGCUUUGAAAAAUGAAGAACCACCAGAGGCCUGGAUAAAAGUUCAAUAG